AUGUCUUCUUUAAUCGCAGCCCGUUGCCCACACUGUACCAAAGUAUCCAGCUUUGGCCCAGCCUACGCUAGGCUCCGUUGGGUCCUGUAUGGGAUUGCUGCCCUCGUGUUCCUUCUUAUCGCCUUUUUCGUAACCCUGGGUACCCACACCGACGCGGUACAAAAGCCCUCUCUUUACUUUCUAUGGUCAUGUAAGUCCAUAUCCUAUCAAUUAUUUAUCUGUUUGACCCCCAAAAUUCAUCCAUUUUUGCAUCUACAUGCUUAUUCAAUUCGUUAUUUUCAACUUAAAUCCCACAGAGGGCAUUUGCAUAAGUCUUUUGUAAUAUUUUACCAUCACUGA
Molecule: messenger RNA, 339 nt
Organism: Protopolystoma xenopodis
Lineage: Eukaryota; Metazoa; Platyhelminthes; Monogenea; Polystomatidea; Polystomatidae
Source: the annotation of a GenBank genome assembly